Molecule: messenger RNA, 3330 nt
Organism: Brettanomyces bruxellensis
Lineage: Eukaryota; Fungi; Ascomycota; Pichiomycetes; Pichiales; Pichiaceae
Exons: 1
Coding region: 1-3330 (1109 amino acids)
Biological process (GO): leucyl-tRNA aminoacylation
Molecular function (GO): ATP binding; aminoacyl-tRNA deacylase activity; leucine-tRNA ligase activity
Source: RefSeq, a predicted model, not a curated record
AUGGCAGAGGCAAAAGAAGCACCAGAAGAAAAUACAUCGCGUAGAGAUACGUUGGUGGAAAUCGAGAAGAAGUACCAGGCGAUUUGGGCAAAAGAAAAGCCGUUUGAAGUGGAUGCACCAAGCGAGCAGGAAGAACCGUACGGAACAUCGGUGGAAAAGCUGCAUGAAGAUUACCCGAAAUGGUACGCAAGCAUGGCGUACCCGUACAUGAACGGAGUCCUCCAUGCAGGGCACGCGUUCACGUACUCGAAGGCGGACUUUGCGACGGGAUUCGAGCGGUUGUGCGGGAAAAGGGCAUUGUUCCCCUUGGGAUUCCACUGCACAGGAAUGCCGAUCCUCGCCUCAGCAGACAAGUUGAAGCGGGAAAUGGAGAUGUUCGGGGAGAACUUUGAGCGGGCACCGUCGAAGGAGGAGGAGGAGAAGGCGUUGAAGGAGGAGGACGAGCGGAAAAAGAAGGAAGAACAGAUGAAAAAGGAGACCGGGCAGCACGAGGACGUGACGAAGUUCACGGCGAAGAAGUCGAAGGUCAAGGAGAAGGCAGGAAGAGCGAAGUUCCAGUUUGAGAUCAUGGAGCAGUUGGGCGUGCCGAAGGAGGAGAUCAAGCAGUUUGCGGACCCCAAGCACUGGUUGGAGUACUUCCCACCGCUGGUGAAGAAGCACGUGACCAUGCUGGGCGGCCGGGUCGAUUGGCGGCGGUCGAUGGUGACCACGGACGUGAACCCGUACUACAACCGGUUUGUGCAGUGGCAGAUGAACCGGUUGAAGGAGCUGGGCAAGAUCAAGUUCGGCAAGCGGUACACGAUCUACUCUGUGAAGGAUGGCCAGCCGUGUAUGGACCACGACCGGCAGUCCGGGGAGGGAGUUCUCCCGCAGGAGUACACGGGGAUCAAGAUCGAGGUCACCGGGUUCACGGCCCGGGCGCUCGGCUACCUCCGGGAGCACGGGUUCGACCCGGAGGGCAAGAAGGUGUACUUGGUGGCGGCCACACUCCGGCCAGAGACCAUGUACGGCCAGACUUGCUGCUUUGUGUCCCGCAAGAUCGACUACGGGCUCUUUGACAUGGGCCACGGCGAGUUCUUCAUCUGCACGCGGCGCUCGUUCAAGAACAUGAGCUACCAGGAGAUCACUCCUCGCCGGGGAGACUACAAGGAGGCUCUUUUGGUGAACGGCGACCUGCUCGUUGGCUCGAAGAUCCACGCACCGUUGACACCGCUCAAAACGCUCCGGGUGCUCCCCAUGGAGACGAUCCUGGAGUCCAAGGGCACGGGGGUGGUGACUUGUGUGCCAUCGGACUCGCCAGACGACUUUGUGACCACGAGAGACUUGCUCAACAAGCCCGAGUACCACGGAAUCGACCGGGACUGGGUCGUCGAGGACCCCAUCAGCAUCGUCAGAACCGACAAGUACGGCGAUAUGUGUGCGAAGACGCUCGUGGAGAAGUUGAAGAUCCACUCGCCCAAGGACACGCAGCAGUUGGCCGAGGCCAAGACACUCGCCUACAAGGAGGGCUACUACAACGGGGUGCUUUUGAAGGGCAAGUACCAGGGCAUGAAGGUCGAGGAUGCCAAGCCCAAGGUCAAGAAGGACCUCGUGGACGCAGGCCUCGCGUUCGUGUACAACGAGCCGGAGAAGGCCGUGAUGUCGCGGUCCGGUGACUCGUGCAUUGUCUCGCUCGAGGACCAGUGGUACCUCGACUACGGCGAGAAGAACUGGAAGCAGCAGGCUGUGGCCUGCUUGCAGAAGAUGAACACGUACGCUCCGGACACGAAGAACGCGUUUGAAGGAGUGUUCGACUGGUUGAAGAACUGGGCACUCUCCAGAACGUACGGGUUGGGCACGCGGAUCCCCUGGGACCAGAAGUACCUCGUGGAGUCGCUCUCGGACUCGACCGUGUACCAGGCCUACUACACGAUCUGCCACCUGUUGCACCGCGACAUAUAUGGCCGCGAAAGGGGCCUCUUGGACAUCUCGGCCGACCAGAUGACCGACGACGUGUGGGACUACGUGUUCUGCCGGCGGGACGAGGUUGUUUCGGACAUCCCGAGGGCCAAGUUGGACCGGAUGAGGCGUGAGUUCGAGUACUUCUACCCGCUCGACGAGUCGAUCUCCGGCAAGGACUUGAUCCCCAACCACUUGACUUUCUACAUCUACACGAACGUAGCGCUAUUCCGGCGGCAGUUCUGGCCCACGGGUAUCCGCUGCAACGGCCACUUGAUGCUCAACAAUGCCAAGAUGUCCAAGUCCACCGGAAACUUCCGGACUUUGGCCCAGUUGGUGGCCAAGUUCGGUGCUGAUGCCUCGCGUGUGGCCCUAGCAGAUGCCGGGGACUCCGUUGAGGACGCCAACUUCGACGAGAGCAACGCAAACGCGGCCAUCUUGCGGUUGUACAACCUCAAGGAGUGGUGCGAGACCAUGAAGAGCAGCGAGGCCAGCUUGAGAACCGGCGACUACAACUUCUUCGACACGGCGUUCGACAACGAGAUGAACCAGUUGAUCGACGAGACCUUCGCCCACUACAAGGCCACGCACUACAAGUUGGCCUUGAAGAGCGGCUUCUUCGACUACCACUACGCCCGAGACUACUACCGCGAGGUCUCUGCCUUGUACGGCGGCAUGCACCGCGACCUGGUCGCCAAGUACAUCGAGACUUUGGCCCUCAUGCUCUCGCCCGUCACCCCACACUUCGCCGACUACCUCUACCGGGAGAUCGCCGGCCACACCGGGUCCAUCCACACGGCCCGCUGGCCAACCCACGCGGCCCCCGUGUCCAAAUCCAUCUCCGAGGAGCUCGAGUACGUCCGGCGGCUUCAGCGGUCGAUUCGAGAGGCUGAAAUCCAGUCGUUGAAGAAGAAGAAGAAGGGGAAGCAGGUCGAUGUCGACGUCAAUCGUCCCGUCGACGUCACGCUCUUCAUCGCCCGCACUUUCCCCGACUGGCAGGACAAGUACGUCGAGAUCGUCCGCCAGAUUUUCGACAAGUGCCACAUCGUCGACAUGAAGCAGGUCCGCGGCCACGUCGAUGGUCGCGACAUGAAGAAGGUCAUGCCUUUCGUCAGCGUGCUCAAGAAGCAGUUGGAUGUCUCUCCACCUGACGAGGUCUUCAACCGUGAACUCUCCUUCGACGAGAUCCGGGCCGUCAAGCUCACCUUGCCGGUUCUAAAACGGGCCCCUGCCCAGGUCUCCGUGGCCUCCAUCCACGCCGUGUUCUUCAACAACGGCGAUUCCGUCGGAACCGACGUCAGUUCCGGCGCCCAGGUCGACCUUCCACGGGCCAAGUCCAUCCAGAACGCUACUCCGGGCAACCCGGGCGUCCAGAUCAGGAAUGUCGCCUGA